AUGGGCGGCGGAGGCUCACUUUUCGCCUCUCCCGAGUGGAAGAAAGACCCUCGGGAGAUUUUCAACUCGAAACUACUCCUUUUGGGCAUCACGAUUGCGUUUGCCGGUUGCUCCUAUGGCUUCGACCAGGGUAACAUCGGAGGCAUCAUGACGUUUCCUUCCUUCCGGAAGGCGUUCGGUUUUGAUACCAUCAAUACAGAGGAAGCCGACAAGCGAGUUGCUGCUGGAGGUACUGCAGGAGCCCUGCUGGCAGCUCCUCUCUCCGACUAUCUCGGUCGUAAGAAGGCUGUGACUUCUAUGGCCGGUCUUUUCUUGAUUGGUUGCUCGAUGCAAGAGGUGCCCAACCUAGACGUCCUCUAUGCUGGCCGGUUGUUGGCCGGUGUCGCCAUCGGUGCAACUUCGAUGUUGGCCCCUCAAUACCUCGCUGAAAACUCUCCCAAGUCGAUUCGAGGCUCUCUUACCACUUCCUACAACUUGAUGAUUAUCCUUGCUCUUGCGAUUGCCUUCUGGGUCAACUAUGCCGUUAGCCUUUGGCCUAACCAAGAUCCCAACAACAACAAAGCUUGGCAGUUGGCUCUUGGUAUCCAGCUCAUCCCCGGAUUCUUCCUCUUCGUCUUGAUCUGGUUUGUCGUCGAAACACCCCGAGCUCUUAUCGCGAAAGGCAAAGAUGAGAGGGGUCUGAAGAACCUCUGCAAACUUCGAGGCUUGCCUGCAGAGCACCCUUAUGUUAGACAAGAGUACAUGGAGAUCACUGCUCAGGUCGAAGCAGAGCAAGUAACCGCCAAGGGAACGAACUACCUUGUUGUCAUGAAGGAUAUCGGAACGAACGCUAGCAACCGUCGCCGUCUCUUCCUCGCCAUCAUGUUGUUCCUCUUCCACAAGCUGACCGGUACCGACUCGCUCAACUAUUUCGCUCCUCAGAUCUUCGCCAUGAUCGGCGUCCCCAAGGGCUCCAGUUCUCUCCUCACGACCGGUGUAUAUGGAGUUGUCAAGUUAGCCACUACUAUCGUCUACGUCACCGUCAUCGUUGAUCGCGUCGGCCGACGUCUCCCUCUCAUCAUCGGUGCCACCAUCCAGGCCACGGCUAUGCUCUACAUUGGGCUUUUCAUCCGCUUCUCUGAUGUGAAGGCAGGAAGUGGCACGACCCCUGGCGGAAUUGUCGGUAUUAUCAUUGCUGAAAUCUUCCCGGCCCGUAUCCGAUCGUUCUGCAUGUCUUGCUGUCUAUUCACGAACUGGAUCGUAAACUACGGCAUUACCUCUGCUACGCCCCACAUGCUGCGGACAAUGGGUUACGGCACCUUCCUUUUCUUCGCUGUUAUGACCUACAUCGGUGCGGUAUUUGUUUUCUUCUGCUUGCCGGAGAUGAAGGGUCGCAGUAUCGAGUCCAUGGAUGAUUUGUUCCAGCAUUCUCUCUGGAGCAUGUUCAAGCGCGCCUAUCCCACCGAGGAGGAGAAAGUUCGCCACGACGUGCAAGAGAGGCUCCAUGAGAAGAUGCAAGAGGAGGAGAAGGAUGUUUCGCAUGUUGCCAUGGUCGAAGACAACAGCAGACGCGUGUGA
Colletotrichum chrysophilum is the source of this 1557-nucleotide messenger RNA. RefSeq lists its product as uncharacterized. The transcript is spliced from 6 exons. Bases 1 to 1557 code for a protein of 518 amino acids. Gene Ontology annotation, biological process: transmembrane transport; carbohydrate transport. Gene Ontology annotation, cellular component: membrane. Gene Ontology annotation, molecular function: carbohydrate:proton symporter activity. Lineage: Eukaryota; Fungi; Ascomycota; Sordariomycetes; Glomerellales; Glomerellaceae. The record is from RefSeq and is a predicted model, not a curated record.